GCAAGAUGACCCAAAAAAGCCACAGGCUAAAAGGUCCUGCAGCUGUGCUCACUCCAUGCUGCGUCAGAAGUUAGAAGGCAAGUGGUGUGAGCAGCCUCUUAUGGAAAUGUGGAUCUAGCAGCAGAAGAUGAACACCGGGAGAAGCACAAAGUGCACCACAACAAGCCUUCUUUGGAGGAAGAGACUGACUCUGCAUCAUGAAUACAUUGUCUGAAUCAAAUGGGACCUUUGCCAUCAAUCUUUUGAAGAUGCUAUGUCAAAACAACCCUUCGGAAAAUGUAUGUUAUUCCCCUGUGAGCAUCUCCUCUAGUCUAGCUAUGGUCCUCUUGGGGGCAAAGGGAAACACUGCAGUUCAGAUAUCUCAGGUACUUGGCUUAAGCCCAGAGGAAGAUAUCCAUCACAGCUUCCAGUUGCUUCUCCAUAACCUGAACAAGCCCAACAGAAAGUACUCCCUUAGAAUGGCCAACAGGCUCUUUGCUGAGAACACUUAUCAACUACUCCCAACCUUUAAGGCAUCCUGUCUUCAGUUCUAUCACUCAGAGAUAGAGCAGCUCUCCUUUGCUGAAGCGACAGAGGAGUCCAGGAGACACAUAAACACGUGGGUCUCCAAACAAACUGAAGGCAAAAUUCUGGAGUUGUUGCCAGAUGACUCAGUUGAUUCAGAGACCAGGCUGGUUCUUGUCAAUGCUUUAUAUUUCAAAGGAAAGUGGCAUCAACCCUUUUACAGUGAAUGUACCCGUGAAAUGCCCUUUAAAGUAAACAAGAGGGAGAAAAGGCCUGUGGAGAUGAUGUGUCAGACAAACACAUUUAACUUCAUCUGUGUGAAGGAAAUCCAGGCAAAAUUGUUGGUGAUGCCCUAUGAGGGUGUGGAGUUGAACUUCAUCGUCCUGCUUCCAGAUGAUGGUGUGGACCUCAGCAAGGUGGAAAACAAUCUCACCUUUGAGAAGUUAACAGCUUGGACCAAACCAGACUUUAUGAAGACAACUGAUGUUGAGGUUUUCCUCCCAAAAUUUAAACUGGAAGAGAAGUAUGACAUGGCACCCCUAUUUGAGCAUUUGGGAAUGGUGGAUGUCUUCCAUGGGGGCAAGGCUGACUUAUCAGGAAUAUCUCAAGAGAAAGGACUGUGGGUGUCUAGGAUUAUUCACAAGUGUGUUGUAGAGGGUAACGAAGAAGGUACAGUGGCUGCUGCAGCCUCAGCUGAUGAUAUUGUAGACUACUGUGACUCUGAUGACUCUGAAACCUAUGAAACUUUCUGCGCAGACCACCCCUUCCUUUUCUUUAUCCAGCACAAGGAUACCAACAGCAUCCUGUUCUGUGGCAGGUUCUCAUCUCCAUAAAGACAUAUUAAUUAUGUGGGGAGAGUUCUCUCUUAGCAUCUCCACCUCUUCUACAGCUCUGUGAGGAUGGGGAAAUAAAGGGAAUUCAUGUUCCAAGAUGAGAGAAUUUUCUUCUUUUCACCCUGAUCUAGUGAUACCCACAUUCUUCUCACUCUACACUUACAUUCAUCUGUGCCCUUUACCAGGUCAAAGGACAAGAGAGUUUCUUGGUUUCCUGUUUUGUUUAGAAGCCAACAAUAUCCCACAUGGCUCUGCAAGGUAACCCGAAAUAAAUGCCCUACUCACUCCGUAGAGAAGUCCUGUCAGCUACACACACUGUGUUUCCCUGGCACCUCAAUUUUUGCCUUCACUUGCAUCAACCCAAUUGCAUCAUAAUAAUGUUUAUGUGGAUGAUGACUGCUAAUGCAGUUUCUUUGGUGUCCACUAUUCACCAUGCAUGUGCCCAACUCUAUGCUAGGCUUGGGAACAUGUGAUGU
This is a messenger RNA of Apodemus sylvaticus (European woodmouse), 1813 nucleotides long. RefSeq names its product serpin B9-like. The transcript is spliced from 7 exons. Gene Ontology annotation, cellular component: cytoplasm. Bases 198 to 1337 code for a protein of 379 amino acids. The record is from RefSeq and is a predicted model, not a curated record. Gene Ontology annotation, molecular function: serine-type endopeptidase inhibitor activity. Gene Ontology annotation, biological process: negative regulation of endopeptidase activity. Lineage: Eukaryota; Metazoa; Chordata; Mammalia; Rodentia; Muridae.